UUGUAGGAACUCAUGCAGCCAAAAUCUGGAGCCAAUGGAACAGCCAUUACCGAAUUCAUCCUGCUAGGAUUAGUGGAAACACCAGAGCUAUGGCCAAUUGUCUUUGUACUUUUUCUCUUUGCCUAUGUGGUGACAGUUGGAGGCAACCUCAGCAUCCUGGCAGCCAUCUUGGUGGAGCCCAAACUCCACACCCCCAUGUACUUCUUCCUGGGGAACCUCUCAGUGCUGGAUGUUGGGUGCAUCAGCAUCACUAUUCCCUCAAUGUUGGGUUGUCUUGUAUCCCACAAGCGUACAAUUCCAUAUGGAGCCUGCCUCACACAGCUCUUCUUCUUCCAUUUGCUAGUUGGGGUGGACUGCUUCCUGUUGACAGCCAUGGCCUAUGACCGAUUCCUGGCCAUCUGCUGGCCCCUCACCUACAGCACCCGCAUGAGCCAGACAGUCCAGAGGAUAUUAGUGGCUGUGUCCUGGGUCUGUUCCUUCACCAAUGCACUGACCCAUAGUGUGGCCAUAUCCACACUCAACUUUUGUGGCCCCAAUGUGAUAAAUCACUUCUACUGUGAUCUCCCACAGCUGUUCCAACUCUCCUGCUCUAGCACCCAACUCAAUGAGCUGCUGCUCUUUGCUGUGGGUUUCAUAAUGGCAGGUACUCCCGUGGCUCUUAUUGUUACCUCCUAUGCCCAUGUGGUAGCUGCAGUCCUUCGAAUCAGCUCUCUUGAGGGCAGGAAGAAGGCCUUCUCCACAUGUGGCUCCCACCUCACUGUAGUUGCCAUCUUCUAUGGUUCAGGUAUCUUUAACUACAUGCGACUAGGUUCGGCCAAACUUUCCAAUAAGGAUAAAGCUGUUGGAAUUUUUAACACUGUUAUCAAUCCCAUGCUGAACCCAAUCAUCUACAGCCUCAGGAACCCUGAUGUGCAGGCUGCACUCUGGAGGGUGCUCCUGGGGAGGUGGUCACUGGCUUGA
This is a messenger RNA of Heterocephalus glaber (naked mole-rat), 960 nucleotides long. Its product is annotated as olfactory receptor 3A1. Lineage: Eukaryota; Metazoa; Chordata; Mammalia; Rodentia; Bathyergidae. The record is from RefSeq and is a predicted model, not a curated record. Gene Ontology annotation, cellular component: membrane. Gene Ontology annotation, molecular function: G protein-coupled receptor activity; olfactory receptor activity. Gene Ontology annotation, biological process: G protein-coupled receptor signaling pathway.